Messenger RNA from Mitosporidium daphniae, 555 nucleotides. RefSeq lists its product as uncharacterized. Bases 1 to 555 code for a protein of 184 amino acids. The transcript has 2 exons. The record is from RefSeq and is a predicted model, not a curated record. Lineage: Eukaryota; Fungi; Microsporidia.
AUGGCAAAUUCGACUCCUCAGAUACGGCACUCUCCGCGAGACAGCCCCAUUUUGAUAGGGCAGGAUUGCACCGUGGAGUUUCCCUCAUAUCCUCCCCAAUCCAGAGAUCCUUAUUUUCUGCUCCGAGAUAGGAUUGAACAUCAAAUGGCCAAGGUUAAAUCGGUAAAAGAUAUCCACAGCAUUCAACAGGAUCUUGUUACGCUUAAGCAAACAAUUGACAGUGUACUUGAAAACUCAACACUUUUCCCACAUAUAAAUGCCAGUGUCGAGCUCCCAAAAAGAAUGGCGUUUUAUCAGUCAAUGUCUGCAAGGCUGGCAGCAUUGAAGCGGGGAGCAGAGGUGGGGAAUCCAGAGCUUCUAAAUCAAGAUCCCCAAGCAUCGCCAUCAUCUUCGACAGCAGUCACAACAACUUUUCAUUUUGAGGUUCCUUGCACUGACCAGCAAAGACAUUUAGACCAUUUGAUCUCUGUCGUUGGAAACGUUAGAGAGCAGGCGCACCAGAUCAAUUCAGAGAUUGAGACACAAAAAAGAAACGCAUUUUACCGCUUUGGAUGA